Molecule: messenger RNA, 2503 nt
Organism: Melanotaenia boesemani (Boeseman's rainbowfish)
Lineage: Eukaryota; Metazoa; Chordata; Actinopteri; Atheriniformes; Melanotaeniidae
Gene: scfd2
Product: sec1 family domain containing 2
Exons: 9
Coding region: 104-2173 (689 amino acids)
Biological process (GO): vesicle-mediated transport; intracellular protein transport
Source: RefSeq, a predicted model, not a curated record
UUUAAGAGACUCGUGUAUUUGUUAUGUUGGAGCGACUUUAGCUAACAUUUCCUGAUGUGUUUUGUGUUUCGUUGUAUUUAGGUUAGUAGUUAUAAUAGUCAAAAUGUUAAAGGUUGAGGAAUUUUCACACUUUCCGCUCCAGAUGUGGGAAAGGGUGUUGUCGAAGGUAAAGAAAGCUGUUGUUUUCAUGGAUGACAAGUGUGCAGAGGCUCUUCACUGGAGCGGAGGGGCUGCCGUCUUAUUGGAGGCUGGAGCCAGAAAUGUCAAGCAGUUUUCAAGCUUCGAAGCCUGCGGUGUAAAUGAGCCCAAAGCCGUCUUUGUGGUGAGCACUUUGCUUAAAGGGAGAACUGUCGACAUAAUUAAAGACAUCAUAUCUCUAAGUCACUUUCAGUACUGUGUUGUCUUCACCACUGUUGCUCACUCCGUGCACCUCCUUGCCAACAAUGUCACAGCAGAAAUGGAAGGUAAUCCGGUAUUUGAGCAGUUCGAAGAAAAACUCUGUGAGUGGAUGGGAAACAUGAACUACACUGCAGAAGUCAUGCAUGUGCCUGUGGUCUUCGCCCCUGUGUCACAGCAGCUCAUCGUUAUGCCAGCGUUUUCACACCUGUUUCCUCUUCUGUCACCAGACCUGGACACAAUAAAUGCAAAACGACCGGAAAAGAAGAGAUUUGUAAACUUCAAUGACAUAGAUAUGCACGCUCUCCCUGCUGAACUGCAGAUUGAAGUCAAAUCCCUGGUUUCAGCAUUGAACUCAAUGUUCGAAGCCACUGGUACGAGAGAAGAGAGCUUUGCUGUGGGUUCGUUGAGCCGAAUCAUAGCAGGGGACUUGGCCAAUCAUCCUCAAGCAAAAAGCCGUAGGAAGACUGCUCCUAAUAAAGCAUCGAUCAUCUUUGUGGACCGAACAAUGGAUCUUACAGGGGCUGCUGGCCACCAUGGUGACAACUUGGUUGAGAAGAUUCUGACUGUGCUAAAACCUUUACCUGGCCAUGUGACAGAUGUGCAGGUGGACAUGCUGGAACUGACAAGUCUACAGCAAACCUCUCACUCCCAGAACACCGUGGCCCCAGGCUGUCUUGCACAGACUCAGUCAGCUGCAGCAAGGUCACUGUGGGAGGCAAUGCUGACCAGUAAACAUAAAGAGGGGGUGAUGGAGGUUCGUCGGCACCUGGUGGAGGCAGCCAGCAAAGAGAAGCUGCCAGUCAAGAUGAGCAUGGGCCGUGUGACCCCAGAGCAGCUGUGCUCCUACAUUAAGCUGUUCCGGAGCAGUUGGGGGGCGCUACAGAGUCACUGUGGGGUGCUCCAGCUGGGCCUGGCCACAGCCCAGGCAAUCCGCCACCAUAGCCUGCCCCGCUGGGAUGCCUGCCUGGCCUUCGAGAGGCUGCUGCUGCAGGCUCUCGGGGAUUCUGAUUUCCCUGCUGUGCUGAGGCAGCUGCUGCCCUUGAUGAAGCCCUGCAGAGGCGAGGACAGCUCGUCCUCUGGGUCGAGGCUCAAGGAGGAGUGUGGGCCCGAUGAGCUGAUCCUCCUGUUGGUCUAUCUUUAUUCCCUGGCUGGCGAGGCCCAGCGCAUGGAGCGGGAUGCCAAGGAGGAGCUGGAGAAGCUGGAGAGGGAGCUGAUAGGAGCGCUCACCCUGGUCAUCACACGAGAGAAAAAACUCAGCCCUUUGCUCCAGAAAUUCACCGGUUGUGCAAACCCUGAAGAGCUGACCACAGAGCGAGUCCAUUCUGCAGUGGAGGAGAUGUUCAAGACCCUCAGAGGUUUGAGCCACACCAGAGACCAUCUCAAGCAGCUGCGCUCGGUCUACACCGCCAGUGAUGGAGUACAUCAGGCUGCCUACCAUCCCUUCCUGCGUCAGAUCCUGGAGGAAGUCUUCCACCCGGACCGACGGGAAUGUCCCGACAUCGAACACAUGUCAGGAGGCCUCACAGACCUGCUGAAGACCGGUUUCAGUAUGUUCAUGAAGGUGAGCCGUCCCCAUCCGAGCGACAACCCUCUGCUCUUCCUCUUCCUGGUCGGUGGAAUCACACCCUCAGAGCUUCGUUUCAUCAAAGAGACCAUUAACACACACAAACCAGGAACCCAGGUGCUGGUUCUCUCCACCCGCUUACUAAAACCAACAGAUAUCCCCAUGUUGCUCUUCUCCACCCUAAGACUAGCGCCUGAUAUCGGCGUCUAAAAAAGGGUUGUCACAUGGGAAAAACACAAGCAUGAGCAUGCGGAUGCACAUGUUUGGCAAAUGUCGGGACAAUCAGGUGCGAGUUGAGAAAUUAGAUUGUGUUUAAAUCAGCGAGGGGAGGAAGAUCAAGGAGGUGAAGUAACAUUCCUGUCCCGUGCAUCAACAAAAGCCACCUUUUCUGAGCGCAAAGUGUAAAAUUUCAAACAGAAUGUUAAACAAAACAAUAAAGUCCGUUACUUUCAGACACCCACGUGUGAUGUCUUUAUUAGCUGGUUUUCUGCCAUAUGUGUGGAGAUGGGAGGGCGUGCUGCAGCUAAUACACAAAAAGUG